UUUGAUAGUGUGGCUAAAGUUGCGGCCAUCGCUUCGAUGUGUGUACAACCAGAGGUUUCAGAUCGUCCUUUCAUGGGCGAGGUUGUUCAGGCUUUAAAACUUGUGUGUAAUGAAUGUGAUGAAGCAAAAGAGGCAGGUUCAACAAGUUCUAGCAAAGACGAUUUAUCUUCUGAUUUCAAUGCUGCUUCUGAACAACAAUCCAAUAAUUUCCAAAGCCAUUUCACAGCGGGUAACUAUGAUUUCGGAGUUGAUAUCGAAAAUGAAUUGUCAACGUCAGAGAUAUUCAGCUCAUCAGCAAGAUUUGGAAGGCAAGUAUCUGGAUCAUUUAGAAGACAUUCAUAUUCCGGUCCUCUAAGAACUGUAAGAAGCAAGCGGUUAUGGCAGAUAAUUUGAAAGCUUUCUGGAGGUACUGUUAGUGAACACGGGGAUAUGUUCAAGUAAGCGCCACGUCUUGA
Messenger RNA from Vicia villosa (hairy vetch), 455 nucleotides. Its product is annotated as receptor-like serine/threonine-protein kinase ALE2. Lineage: Eukaryota; Viridiplantae; Streptophyta; Magnoliopsida; Fabales; Fabaceae. Bases 37 to 393 code for a protein of 118 amino acids. The record is from RefSeq and is a predicted model, not a curated record. The transcript has a single exon.